AUGAGCAAUGAAACUGCUAUUGAUUGGAGAAAUGCCAUUUGGAGUGAUCCUCAUCAGUCAUUUGCUGUCACACCUUCCACAGGGAGACCUGGCAAGAUAAUCAAGAUGGGUGAGAGCUGCUUUAGCUCAACUGUUAGUAAGGCUCAACUUGCAUCAUUCCCCAUCCAAGGGCAAGAAGCCAAUCCCCCUGGUAAUUUCAUGAAGUUCCUCAUGGGCCUUAUACCCUUGGUGGCGGUGGAUAUCCCAUCCAGGGACCUGGAGGGUCUCAUCUGGCAGACUGAGAAGACCCAGAAGGCAUAG
Messenger RNA from Darwinula stevensoni, 300 nucleotides. NCBI's taxonomy places the organism in Eukaryota, Metazoa, Arthropoda, Ostracoda, Podocopida, Darwinulidae. The record is from the annotation of a GenBank genome assembly.